Messenger RNA from Pyricularia oryzae 70-15, 1893 nucleotides. RefSeq lists its product as uncharacterized. The transcript has 2 exons. The record is from RefSeq and is a predicted model, not a curated record. The coding region runs from base 421 to 1746 and encodes 441 amino acids. NCBI's taxonomy places the organism in Eukaryota, Fungi, Ascomycota, Sordariomycetes, Magnaporthales, Pyriculariaceae.
GGCUUCAUGAGAAGCUUGCAGACGGGGUGCCUCGGCUUGAAACCAUGUAUGCCCACACAGAGGUUGCGAUUAAAUCCCCACCUUUAAAUCCUCGCCCUCGAAUAUCUUUUGCAAACCCGUCGCUCCAAUGAGCAAACAUACAUACCACCUGUGCUGCCUAUAUAUAAACCGAUCCCGGACCGCACGAGCAAACAGAAGGUGCCUUUCAGAUGAAGGGCGAUCCGUGAGCCGAGAACCGGAAUGCGGAGUCGCCGGCUUGCUAAACUUUGCCUAUCCUUUCGCAUACCUUACUGGAUAGAUAAGGAUAUGAUGGGCGAAUGUUGCUCUUCACAUUCAGCAUGGGAAGGCUAGGCCAGUCUUCAUACUUGCUGUUACCUCACAUACCUUUUGUCUAGUUUGCACAUUCUCGCCGGUCCCGCUAUGAAGUCCACGAUAUCUGUACUUAUUGAAGAGCUGGGCUCGCUGCAGGUCUCCAAGACUACUAAUAUACAUCACCCAUCACCAGAGGGUGUACCUUUUGCUCCUGCAUCGGCGCCUGGCCUGUCCGAUGGAGAAAUAUGCCUGGAUGAUGUCCCUCGCUUUCUGUACCGGACCUACUCGCCCAAGUCGCAAGGCCGAAACGAUGACAUGUGGGUGGCCUCCAAGGAUGCAGCAGAGCGGCCGGCCGCUGCCACAAACCGGACCGACAUCCUCGUCCGCGGUGGCGCCAAGGUGGCCGCGGACUUAAAUCGACACGCACGGUGGUGGCCCAGGACUCGGGCCGGGGCACGACGAACGGAAAAGUGCAAUCUUGUAUCGUGGACGAGCUCGCUUCUCUACGCACUACGGAUGAUAUACUUUCGACACCGAAGCAGCCGGGACGGCUCCAAGCUAGAAGACAUUUGGCUCCAUGUGGUUGACACAAGCAAGUUCCCGAGCGGCACCUUUGUCCGAGACGCCUAUCUCUACGCUCGCUACGCAGAAUUUGACGCAGGGCCCGGGGAUACGCUGGGAGACUUGAAUGAGACCCAGUCCUCUAGCGAGUUUUACUUUGGCGAGUACUUCUCCCAGGGCGCCCUCAAAGUCCAAGACAAAGGCUGCGCAGUCUCUGCCAAGGAGAUGGAGCAGGCAGGGCUGCUGAAACUGGGCCUGGCUCUCAAUCACGGUAUGGGCCUGGCAAACUGGGUGGUUCUCAAGAGGCAAAGAUGGCUUCGCAGCUCAGGACGUGACAUGCCUACCCAAGAGUUGGACGUUGCCGUCAAUAUCGCCUUGCUUUUUGACGACUAUGAACUUCCCAUGGCGGCUGCAUUUUUGUCUCUAAGGGCGUGGACAAGAAAUCAAAUCAAGACCAUCCUCAGUCGGCUGUGCUCCAUCACUGUCCGGAGCAAGCAAGACGUUACUGAACUCCUUGAUGUGUCUCCUAAGAUGGAGGGUUCUUACAGACAUCGGGAUGACAAGAUGCCAGAGCUCAAGCAAUUUGAGAAGAUCAUGUCAAUGGUUGCGCUCCAGCUGCCGGCUCUUUACGCCAAGAGACUAAUUGACUUCACAUCCCAGAGUCUCUCCUCUCUGGAACAAAACAUUGCCGCGGAUGGCAUGGCUUCAGAACCGACCGAUAUUGCAACACUGCCCUCGGAAGAGUGGUUGCAAGAAAAGAUCACAAAAGAUGAUCUAGAGACUAUCUUCCUUCGCGAAGUGCUGAAGUUGGGCGAGGGACUGAGGAAUCUUAGGGAAAAGUACGAGCGGGACGUUGCGCGGGUGCCCGAAUAGACCCUCUUACAGGGAUAAACACCUAUGGGAAUAUGCUUCUAGAGUGCUUUGUUUGUCCUCUCUUGUACCAAGCAAAACAUGCACCCUCAAACGACCGUUGCAGAAACACAAGCGCAUUGAACAAGGCUACAUCCUGACACAUUUCGG